This is a messenger RNA of Scatophagus argus, 1457 nucleotides long. RefSeq names its product ecto-ADP-ribosyltransferase 4-like. NCBI's taxonomy places the organism in Eukaryota, Metazoa, Chordata, Actinopteri, Scatophagidae. Gene Ontology annotation, molecular function: NAD+-protein-arginine ADP-ribosyltransferase activity; NAD+ poly-ADP-ribosyltransferase activity. The transcript has 3 exons. The coding region runs from base 344 to 1372 and encodes 342 amino acids. The record is from RefSeq and is a predicted model, not a curated record.
UCCCUUCUGAAAACCGUGAAAUGAGAGAGCAAAUGUGGGGAGCAUGUUUCAUGUGUACUUGACAAAUAUAUACACAUAGCACAAGAAUAUGCUGCAAAGUAGAAGAGAAAUGUUUAUAGUAAAAAUGUAGAAACAGUGUCUUUUAUUAAGUGGUUUCCAAGCCAUCCAUUUUAAUUCUGGUGUCUUUGGGCAGAGAUGUGGAAGAAUACCUGUGCUACAUGGUUGUACCUGUAAAUCCUGUGAGCUGACACUUCCUUGUUGGCAAACAACACUGCAUCUGCACUUUUCCUUUCGAAGGGAAAUAAUGCUGAAUGCUGUUGACAGGACGUGAAAGGGGAAAGACAUGAGGUUUGGCAAAGGGCCAGCGCAUCAGCUGAAAUCACUCAGACACCUGGCAACCCUCUGCGUGUUAUUGUUGGUAGUGAUAUUAUUGUAUCAUGACCCAUUUCUACUACUGUGGUGGCCUCAGAAACCUGCAGAGAAACCCGGGACUGGUGUUUUACCUCUUGAUAUGGUGCCAGAUUCGACUGACGACAUGUACGAUGGCUGCCGAUCUGAAACAGCCUCUUUGAUCGACCUGUUUGGUGUCUUUGAGUGGCACUUCAACAGAAACUUCAGCUUUGCCUGGGCUUCAGCUGAAAGUUAUGCAAAGAAACCUGUACACAGUCACCUGAAAGAGGACCAUGCUAUUGUUAUCUACAUGUACACAAAAAUGACAAAUAUUCAACAAGAUUUCAACAAAGCAGUGAAAACAGGGAAAAAUAACUACAGCACGUACAAAUUUAUGUUCCACUAUUUCUACUUCUACCUGACUGAUGCCAUUCAAGUCCUGCAUUACAAUCAGACACUAUGCAGAACCACGUAUUAUAGGACACUGAAACACUUUGACCGCAAUGUUGUCAACAGAAAAAUGCGUUUCGGUGCAUUCAUUUGGGUAGCUUCAAGCAAGCAGGCCUUUGUUUCUAAUGGCAGUGUGUCUUGUUUUGAGAUCCACUCAUGUUUUGGUGCAGAUAUAACAUAUUAUUCUGCCACAAACCAAACGGGACAAGUGCUGAUUCCUCCCUAUGAAGUCUUCACAAUCACUGAUGUCCUGACAAAUGACCCAUGGUGCAGUGUGGUCUACAAGCUACAGAGCACAAGCGUACCUAAAAGUGAUUUAAAUUGUAAAUUGAGUCAAAUUAAAACAUAUUACGGAGCUGUUUCAACACAGUGGCAGAAUAGCAUAGUUGGGAUGAUGGGGGCAUGCAUAAUUCUGUUGAUUAUAAUUUCUUUAAUUCUUAUAGAGCGCGGACAGAAGUGCUUUGUGAUAGCAGUGCUGGGUGCUCUGCUGGUGCUGAUGGUUAUUUUGGUGAUGUUGAGAUUGAUUCAAUAAGAAGUUUGAGUUUUAUAAGGUGAUGGGAACAUAUAAUGUGAUAUUUUUCCACAUUUUACUACAAAUAAAAAAGAGCUGGGUUCAU